Molecule: messenger RNA, 999 nt
Organism: Kalmanozyma brasiliensis GHG001
Lineage: Eukaryota; Fungi; Basidiomycota; Ustilaginomycetes; Ustilaginales
Product: Exoribonuclease, phosphorolytic domain 1
Exons: 1
Coding region: 1-999 (332 amino acids)
Biological process (GO): nuclear mRNA surveillance; U4 snRNA 3'-end processing; rRNA catabolic process
Cellular component (GO): nucleolus; nuclear exosome (RNase complex); cytoplasmic exosome (RNase complex)
Source: RefSeq, a predicted model, not a curated record
AUGGCAGCGUCCACCUCAACAGCCAGGCGAACAUCCCCUACCGCUCUUCGACCGCUGUCGACGGAGCUCGGCUUGUUGGCACGCUCAGAUGCUAGCGCCUCCUUCUCCUUUGGUCCCGUCAGCGUCGUAGCUUCCGUUUCAGGGCCAUCAGAAGUGCGCAUCCGCGACGAACUCACAGACCGAGCAACACUCGACGUCAUCUUUCAACCUCAGCAUGGCGUGGCCGGUAUCCCUGCUCAGGCAGUAUCCGACUCGCUCUUGACCGCUUUCUCCUCCAUCCUGCUGCUUCAUCACCACCCUCGAUCCUUGAUACAGGUAGUGCUGCAAACGCUCUCAUCCCCUCCACUACCACAAUCGUCCGCUCACACAGUCUACACUGACGUAGGAUCGAGCCGACGGCAUGUGGCAAGGCAACCGCUGCUUCUCGGGCCCGACUCCCCGCCUAGCGUCACAGAGCAAGCCGCACUGAUCAACGCUGCAUCAUUGGCGUUGUUGGACGCGGGCAUUCCUGCAAGAGCGAGCGUAGCAGGAUGCGCUUGUGCAAUCCUGCCAGCGACGCAAGGAAUCGUGCUCAGACAGAACAGUCAUCUCUCUGAGAUCUCGGAGACGCAAUUGGCAGGACUGGUGCGCCAGUACCAGCAAGACAAUGGCGAGGGCGACGAUGCUCACAUGGACGAGGACGGCGACGCGAACGGCAUCAAGUCGAACAAGAGAUACACCGGAGAGACCGUUGUACUGUUGGAUCCAACACCCAUGGAGCUUGACUAUGCGCUCAGCACGCAUGUGUUCGCUUUUGCAUUCUCGCAAACGCUCGAUGCACAAGACAAGGAUGCCAGGCCACAAGAGGUCUCGGAGCAGAUCUUGGCCGAGUCGCAAGGUGCUGUUGAUUUGGAAGAUCUCGAGCAGGCCCGCGAGCUGUGCCUACGUGCGUGCUCUGCGGUGGUCGGCUUCAUGCGAACAGCAUUGCGCAAACGUGUACUUUCACAGGUUGCCGUAUGA